This is a messenger RNA of Morus notabilis, 357 nucleotides long. RefSeq lists its product as uncharacterized. The transcript has a single exon. NCBI's taxonomy places the organism in Eukaryota, Viridiplantae, Streptophyta, Magnoliopsida, Rosales, Moraceae. The record is from RefSeq and is a predicted model, not a curated record. The coding region runs from base 1 to 357 and encodes 118 amino acids.
AUGGCUCUUGUAUUGAGGAAGCCAAAUGCUUAUUCAAAGAUAGACAAGGAAGACCCGGAAGAGAGAAACCGUAGAAGGGCACAGUUCUUGAUCUAUAAAGUAAUGGAGCAAGCGGAUUCGAUGUCUCGGAGGCGACCGUCGUAUCUUAGGAUCAGAAUAAGGAAGUUGAAGGUUAAGAUUGGGAAGAGGCUGACCAAGUUGAGGAAGAGCAUGUUGCUGAGCAUAUCAGCAGCUAAAGUUAGUGUCUGCAAACAAGUUUGUAGCCAAUUCAAGACUUGCAGGCGCUUGUUUGGAGGUGGAGAUAAUCAUAGUAGUGCUAACCUUGUCAAUACUCUACCAUCUCCUCUUUUUGUUUGA